UGGGCUGGGGAGGCCCAAGGUCAGGGGCAGCCCCGACACCACAUCCAGCCACACGGGUGACCACGCUCGCACUCGUCCCGCCGCCUCCGGCGUGCAGAGCUCCCCUCGCCCGGCCCCGGCCCCGCGCUGCCCGCAGGGAUGUGGCUGUACCUGGCGGUGCUGGUGGGGCUGUACCUGCUGCGCCGGUGGCACCGGGAGCGGCAGCGGGUGCCCGACCUGGCCGAGAAGUACGUGCUGAUCACGGGCUGCGACUCGGGCUUCGGGAACCUGCUGGCGCGGCAGCUGGACGCCCGGGGGCUGCGGGUGCUGGCGGCGUGCCUGACGGAGCCGGGGGCCGCGCAGCUGCGGGCGGCCGCCUCGUCCCGGCUGCAGACCCUCCUCCUGGACGUCACCUCCAGCGAGAGCAUCGCCGCCGCCGCCGCCUGGGUCGAGGGACGCGUCGGCGACAGAGGGCUCUGGGGGCUGGUGAACAAUGCGGGCAUCGCCAUCCCCACGGCCCCCAACGAGUGGCUGCGCAAGGAGGACUUUGUGCGGGUGCUGAACGUCAACCUGGUGGGGCUGGUGGAGGUGACGCUGAGCCUGCUGCCCCUGGUGCGGCGCGCCCGGGGCCGGGUGGUCAACGUGGCCAGCACGGCCGGGCGGCUCGCCUUCUUUGGCGGCGGCUACUGCCCCUCCAAGUACGGCGUGGAGGCCUUCUCCGACAGCCUCCGGCUGGAGAUGCGCCACUUCGGGGUGAAGGUCUCCAUCAUCGAACCAGGCUACUUCAGCACAGCCAUCACCAACUCCCAGAUCCUGGAGGAUAAUUUCCGAUGCAUCUGGGAGAAGGUUUCGGAGGAAACCAGAGCCAGUUACGGAGAGGCUUACUUCAAGAGCUUUUUAAAGUCAGUCCAGGGGCUGCAGAAGAUGUGCAACACCAACCUGUCCCUGGUCACGGACUGCAUGGAGCACGCGCUGACCAGCCGGCAUCCCCGCAGCCGCUACUCGGUGGGCUGGGACGCCAAGCUGCUCUACCUGCCCCUCAGCUACCUGCCAUCGGCCUGGGCGGACGCUGUGCUCGCCCAGUCCUACCCCAAAGUCACCUAGAGAGCGGGGACGCGCCGUGGGCGGGAGCAACCCGGGCCAGCCACGUCGGCGGGGGCCUGGCAUCUCUGCAAAGGCGCCUGAAUUUCCAGUUAUUUGAUGCAUGUCUCACGACAACAAGCUGUUGCCUGCUAGCGACCUGUCCAGACCAGUCAGUCCCACUCCUGGCCCAGCAGGACCUGGUUUCCAGCCUUGCCGGGGGCACCGGUGGCUGCCGCGGGAGAGCCCGGGAUGGACAGCGUCAGGAGCGGUGAACCCUGAUGCAUGUUGAUGGGGGGGGGGGGCCCUCAUGGUCACUUUUGCCUCGAUGACUCUUUUCUGGCCCAUUUGCUGGGUGUCGGGGUUUAACACGUGAAUAAAAGCAAGACGCGUGCA
Messenger RNA from Dromaius novaehollandiae (emu), 1455 nucleotides. RefSeq names its product retinol dehydrogenase 7-like. Gene Ontology annotation, cellular component: intracellular membrane-bounded organelle. Gene Ontology annotation, molecular function: all-trans-retinol dehydrogenase (NAD+) activity. Lineage: Eukaryota; Metazoa; Chordata; Aves; Casuariiformes; Dromaiidae. Gene Ontology annotation, biological process: retinol metabolic process; steroid metabolic process. Bases 139 to 1083 code for a protein of 314 amino acids. The transcript has 4 exons. The record is from RefSeq and is a predicted model, not a curated record.